AAUAAAUGUAGCCAAUGUCGAUUUUUCCUUUAUUGACCUGUUCUAAAGUCUAAUGCAUACAUGCAAAACCAUACAUUCUUCUUGAUGUGGUGGUUUUUUUUUUGUGGCUUAGUUUAAGACUAUUCUCUCAUUUUUUUUUGCUUAUACAGAGGGUAAGAAUUAUCUUAUGCAACCUAUACAGGAGAUCGGGUGUUACCUAUAAAAAGCCCCACUCUAUGUAAAAGGCUGAAAAAAAACGAUUAUUCACUGGUCAGAAUUAUAAAAGGCUUCAGAGACAAUGCGUUGCCCAUUGAUGCAGGAUAAUCAAAUAUCGGAGCAUUUUCUUAAACCUCACUUCCAUCCCCUCUCCCCCCAGUAACCUUAUGAGACUACCUCAGGCACAUUCACACUGUUAUCAGUUUGAGCACACGACGGGCCCCCCCAUUCAUCUUUUAGUACACAGAGCUACAGCUUGUUGCGAGAUCAUUCCCGCGGUUUGCAGGGGGGGUGAAGAGGGAUCGGCCUGAAUCAGAGGGCCGGGGGGGUCAGUAACUACAAACAGCCACAAAUUGUCUCCCUCGCUCUCCCUCCCUCUGUCUCUCUCCCCGACAAAGUCAACGGUGGGCGGGCUAGGGGCGCUCGGCUUUCAGGCGGCUGCGGCUGUCACAGUCCUGAUCUCGGGCCGCCAUUGGCUCCUGUCUGCCGCCACGUCACAAUCAUGAUUAGAAUUGAUGAUCGGACGUUUUGAUUUCAUUGUCUGGCGCAGGGAGUCGGGAAGAAAUCUGCUGAAUUCGAGCGUUCGCUUGAUUUCUCACCAAAAAAAAAGAGGUUGAAGAUUUGUCAGCUGUGUUGCUGUCCUCUGGAAGGAUGGACAGCCAUUUUCUUUGACGUAUAUAUGAACUUGCGCUCUGUCUUCACUGCCGAGCAACAGCGUAUCCUGCAGCGUUACUACGACAAUGGAAUGACCAAUCAGAGCAAGAGCUGCUUCCAGCUGAUCCUGCAGUGUGCCCAGGAGGCCAAGCUGGACUUCAGUGUGGUUAGGACCUGGGUGGGGAACAAGCGCCGGAAGCUGACCUCCAAGACGGAGCAGAACGGAGUGGCGCAGGGCCCGCCCAAUCACGGCCUGGCGGGAGGGGGCGGGGGCGGGGCCAUGGCGGGGGCCGUGCUGGCGGCCGAGAUCGCGGCCAUGCGCGGCGUGUCGGGCAUCCAGCGGGGGGUGCCGCUGGCGCACCUCCUGCCCCCCGCCUCCUCCUCCUCCCCCUCCUCCUCCUCCUCCUCCUCCUCCUCCCCGCCCUGCAGCAGCAGCAGCACCAGCGACGUCAUCGUGACGGGGGUCUACACCCUGGCGCCAUCCUCCAGCCGUGUGGAGCCCGCCAAGACGGCGCCCAAGCCCCCGCCGCAGACGCACGCGCACACCCCCCUGCGGGGCGCCGGCUCCCCCGUCUACAGCAAGCCUGCUGUGCCACCCCGGAAGGGCCUGCAGGCGGGCCCCCCCAGCACUGCCUACUGCCAGGUCAAGAGGUCCUUCCCUGGGGCCGCGAGCCCUGGGGCAGAGCCAGCGGGGGCCCCCCGGACUUGGGCCAGGCAGUUCCCCGCGCAGCACCAGCCCUGGGGCGUCCUGAGCGAGCCGCCCCCCCCCGCCCCCUCCUCUGGCCCAGCUCCGCACCCCAGCUUUGCCCCCAGGCCCCGCGGGGCGCAGGCCGGCGUGAGGAUCCAGCAGGUGUUCACCCUGGCCCCCAGGGGCGGCGGGGAGCCCCAGCAGAAGCCCGCGGGGCAGCGGGGGGGCGGCUGCCGGACGCGGGCGCCCGACAGCACGAGCUGCUUCUCCAUUGCCAUGGAAACCGGGGACGCGGACGACGAGUACGCGCGAGAGGAGGAGCUGGCCAGCAUGGGGGCGCAGAUGCAGAUCUGUCCAGCGGGGGGCGGCAGCAGCCGGAGCAGCAGCAGCAGCAGCUCGGAGCCAGGCGCCCUGCGGCAGAGAGACAGUCCCGGGGGGCUGGUGCCGGGGCACAGCGGGGCAGGGGCCGGCGCGGGGAACACCGCCGGUGUCACCCCUCCUUCCUCGGACUCAUCGCCCACAGCCCCGUACCCCGGCAGCAGGGGAUACCAGGCCCCAUCUACCUCCUCUCACUACCCUCCCGGGCACAGCGCCCUCUUCAGCAGCACGGCGCCGCGCGGGGGGUACCCUGGCAAGGUCCACGGCGCCGUGCCCAGCCACGGCUCGCCGCAGAGAGUCGGCAACUACCAGGUAUCGGGCAAUCUAACCGUUCCCUGGAUCACGAGCAACUCUCGGAAGAGGACACUGCAGGACCGGACUCAGUUCAGCGACAGGGACCUGGCCACACUGAAGAAGUUCUGGGACAAUGGGAUGACCAGCCUGGGCUCUAUCUGCAGGGAGAAGAUCACAGCUGUGGCUGCAGAGCUCAGUGUGGACUGCGAAAUCAUCAAGACUUGGAUUGGCAACCGCCGCAGGAAGUACCGCCUCAUGGGCAUAGAGAUCCCGCCCCCAAAGGGCGGGCCGGCCGACUUCACCGACCAACCGGAGCCCGGGUCGCCGGGGGGGCGGACCCCCGGUGGAGAGACAGCCAAGACCCCCGAGCUGGCCGAGGACAGUGACCACAAUGACGAGGUGUCCAUCUGUCUGUCCGAGGAUGGGGUGAGUGACACCUACCAGCGAGAGGAAGGGGAGGACAUGGAUGGAGAGACAAACAGCACGGCUCUGACUGACAACGUGAAAAUAGAAAUAAUAGACGACGAGGAGGAAGAGGAGGACGAAGAAGACGCGAGUGGUUCUGACGUGGAGCAGAUGCAGACUCUUCUGGACUACAAGCAUGAAGAGGUCAGAUUCUUGGAGAACGAGCUAGAGAACCAAAAACAAAAAUAUUACGAGCUACAAAACUUCACCCGGAAUCUGCUGGUCGCUGUGAAGAGCAACAACACAGAGAAACAGCAGGAACUGUUAUCCAAAUUACCUCAAGAAAUCGAAGAAGACCUGGAGCUGGAUCCGGGGCCGGAGGAGUCCAGCGGGUCUAUGCUCAUGAUCCAGGGCUAUUCCUCUGUAUCAGAGGAGAAGGUGGAUCCGGGCCCAUUGUGACUCCUCCCCCUCGUCACGCCCUGUCCCUCACCGUGCCUGCUGGCUGACACAUCUGACUGUGCUGGGAGCGCUUCCCUGCUGCGUAUCACUCUGCCUUGUUAAGCAGGGAAGGCGCCAGCUUCGUUAUUGAGUUUUGAUGGGUAUAUUUUAUUCUGCAAAAAUAAACCGAUGAAGGAAAAACAC
This is a messenger RNA of Lepisosteus oculatus (spotted gar), 3256 nucleotides long. NCBI's taxonomy places the organism in Eukaryota, Metazoa, Chordata, Actinopteri, Semionotiformes, Lepisosteidae. The record is from RefSeq and is a predicted model, not a curated record.